Leptosomus discolor (cuckoo roller) is the source of this 1218-nucleotide messenger RNA. The record is from RefSeq and is a predicted model, not a curated record. NCBI's taxonomy places the organism in Eukaryota, Metazoa, Chordata, Aves, Leptosomiformes, Leptosomidae.
AUGGGAGGUGACUUUGCCGGCGCUGCUUACCGGAGCUCUGCCAGGCGACACCGGGAGCUCUGCCAGGUGACACCGCCACCCUCCGACUGGUUCUUUAAAGAACUUGAAGCAAGACAUCAGAACAACAUCUUCAUUGAUGAUAUUAGCGAUAUAGUUGAAAAGCACACUUCUUCAACGUUCGAUCCCUACGUCAAAUACUGCACCAACGAAGUCUAUCAGCAGCGAACGCUGCAGAAAUUACUAGCCACAAAUCCAGCAUUUAAGGAGGUGUUGUCACGAAUCGAGUCCCAUGAAGACUGCCGGAAUUUACCAAUGAUCUCUUUCCUCAUUCUUCCCAUGCAGAGGGUUACUCGUCUUCCCUUACUGAUGGAUACUAUUUGUCAGAAAACUCCUAAGGAUUCAUCAAAAUAUGAGAACUGCAAGCAAGCUCUGAAAGAAGUGAGCAAGCUGGUGCGUUUGUGCAACGAAGGUGCUCGGAAAAUGGAGAGGACAGAAAUGAUGUACACCAUUAACUCCCAACUGGAAUUUAAAAUCAAGCCAUUUCCAUUGGUUUCCUCUUCGCGAUGGUUAGUGAAAAGGGGCGAAUUAACGGCGUAUGUAGAAGACACUGGACUUUUUUCUAAAAGAACUUCUAAACAGCAGGUGUACUUCUUCCUCUUCAAUGACGUCCUCAUUAUCACCAAGAAGAAGAGUGAAGAGAGUUACAACGUCACCGAUUACUCGCUAAGGGACCAGCUGGUGGUACAGCAGUGUGACGGGGAGGACCUGCCCUCUUCUCCUGUAAAGAACGCUUCAACUAUGCUCUACUCGCGGCAGAGCUCGGCAGCUCACCUCUUCAGGCUGGCGGUGCUCAGCAACCACGCCGGCGAGAAGGUGGAGAUGCUCCUGGGAACAGAGACUCAGAGCGACAGAGCUCGCUGGAUCACGGCGCUCAGGCAGGACAGCGACGGGCAGGACACGGACAGGACAACUUUGACUCAGGUAGAGAUCAUCAGAACUUACACGGCAAAGCAGUCGGAUGAACUCUCUCUUCAAGUCGCUGAUGUUGUUUUGGUGUAUCAGAAAGUAAAUGACGGUUGGUAUGAAGGGGAACGCCUGCGGGAUGGUGAAAGAGGCUGGUUUCCCAUGGAGUGUGCUAAAGAAAUCACGUGUCGUGCCACGAUUGACAAGAACAUGGAGCGGAUGGGACGCUUGCUCGGCCUGGAAACCAACGUGUAG